Molecule: messenger RNA, 5095 nt
Organism: Branchiostoma floridae (Florida lancelet)
Lineage: Eukaryota; Metazoa; Chordata; Leptocardii; Amphioxiformes; Branchiostomatidae
Product: probable ATP-dependent RNA helicase DHX37
Exons: 15
Coding region: 224-3667 (1147 amino acids)
Biological process (GO): maturation of SSU-rRNA from tricistronic rRNA transcript (SSU-rRNA, 5.8S rRNA, LSU-rRNA)
Cellular component (GO): intracellular anatomical structure; nucleolus
Molecular function (GO): RNA binding; ATP binding
Source: RefSeq, a predicted model, not a curated record
UAUGUACUUCAAGUAAGUCCUGUUUUCUAGAACGGAACCAGCGGACCAUUUCACUCUACUCUACUCCCCUUUGUGUUAAUGGAAUGUCCCUCUAUGUCAAAGGUCAUUCAACUAGUAGCUUUUGCUCGCAAAAAAGUUCGUCGUGAAAGAUUUGCGGCCGUUUGAAUCACAACCUUUCUCACCGCCGAUUUUGCACAGAUCAACCACUGUAGUGUUGUCAGCUAUGGGCCGGUUGAAGAGAAGACACAACUGGAAGGCGCGCCAGGGAGUGGGCAUUACGAUUGACAACGCUGGCACUGAGGACAUCAAGCUUGAACUACAGGACAAAGAAGAGGUGUCGGGGAUUGAUGCUUGCAAUGCCCUGGUGCUGCCAUCUCAGAAGAGAAAGGUGAAAAAGGUGGAGAAAUCUAAUAAGCCUCAGCAAAAACCUCUCAGCAAAAAACAAAAGAAAUUGCUUCAGAGGAAGAUUGAGCAAAAGGAGAAGAAAGCAAAGAGAGCAGACUUACUAGAGUCGCUAUCUCAAGUUCAGGUUCACUCUGAGGAACUGAAACUCCUACAGUCCACUCAGACGAUACAUGGUAAGCUGACAAAACGACCUCACCCUUACCCUGCCACCUCCGCAACGGGGUCAUGUAAGGUCAACAGCAUCAGUGGCAGUAAGAAGAGGAAGAUGACAGAGGAGGUCGAGACCGAAAGUGAAAGUGAAAGUAGUGACAGUGACCUUGAUGAUAACAAUGAAACUGAAAUCUGUAACAAAAACAGGGAAGAAAUUACGAGCAUCGAGAGAGAACAAGUAGAAAAGGAAGAUAGUGAUAUUGUGAAAUAUGAUGAAAAGACUGCUGAAGAAUGUUAUACAGGAAAAAAGGGAAGUGAUGACGUAGCAAAUACACAAAGGAAAAAAGAUGAAAAGGCACAGUCCACUGGAAAGAGAGAGAGGAGAGACAGCACCCCUGCAGUGUAUGUCCCUGUAGAGAGAAGGCCUGACAUCCAAGAGUCCCGACUACAGCUGCCAAUCUUGGCUGAAGAACAGGUUUUGAUGGAAGCUAUCAAAGAUAACCCAGUAGUGGUUGUGUGUGGAGAGACAGGCAGCGGGAAAACUACACAGAUUCCACAGUUCCUGUAUGAAGCUGGCUAUGGAAGGGAUGCCAUGAUUGGCAUCACAGAACCUCGACGUGUAGCAGCCGUCAGCAUGUCCCAACGUGUUGCUGAAGAGAUGAACCUGUCACAACGUACCGUGUCGUACCAGAUCCGAUAUGAGGGUAACGUCACCCCAGAAACAAAGGUCAAGUUCAUGACUGAUGGUGUUUUGCUGAAGGAGAUGCAAAAAGACCUCCUUCUGUCAAAAUACUCUGUCCUUGUCAUAGACGAGGCUCAUGAGAGGAGUGUCUACACAGAUAUUCUGAUUGGUCUGCUCUCACGCGUGGUGCCCCUCAGGACCAAGAAGGGAAACCCCUUGAAGCUUGUGAUCAUGUCUGCCACCCUUCGUAUUGAGGACUUCACACAUAAUCAGAGAUUGUUUAAGAUCUCGCCACCCGUCAUUAAAGUAAACGCAAGACAAUUCCCAGUAACGGUACAUUUCAAUAAGCAAACUCCAGGGGAGUAUCUGCAGGAAGCGUACAAGAAGGUCUGCAAAAUCCAUCGCAUGCUGCCAGCCGGAGGCAUCCUGGUGUUCUUGACAGGGCAAGCAGAGGUACAUGCCCUGUGUAGGAAGCUGCAGAGGAGUUUUCCCAGUGUAGGUGAUGCAAAGGUGAAGAAAACAGCAGAGUCAAAAGAAACUAAGAAGUCAAAGAAAGAACAGAAGCUGCUGAAGAUCGACCUUGACAACUACACCAUCGAGGGAGAUGAGGACCAGGCUGAUGAUGGGAUACUGGAGGAUGACAUUGAUCUGGAGGCACACAUUGUUGGAGUUGAUGAUGAGGAUGACAUGGAUGACAAUGGUGACAUGCCCACAUCUGAUGCAGACCUCCCCAUACACGUCCUCCCCCUCUACUCCCUCCUCCCCCCGGACAGACAGCAGCGGGUGUUCCUGCCUCCCCCUGCAGGGUCCAGGCUUGUUGUCGUGGCAACCAAUGUGGCCGAGACCUCCUUGACCAUUCCACAUAUCAAGUAUGUUGUGGACACUGGGAAGGUCAAAAAGCGGUUCUAUGACAAGGUUACAGGGGCUUCUGCAUUUCAGGUGACCUGGGUAUCCAAGGCGUCUGCAGACCAGCGUGCGGGUCGUGCGGGAAGAACAGAACCCGGACACUGCUACAGACUCUACUCCUCUGCCGUGUUCUCAGACUUCCAGACAUUUUCACCUCCAGAGAUAGCGAGGCGUCCCGUGGAAGACUUGGUCUUACAGAUGAAGGACAUGAGCAUUGACAAGGUGGUUAAUUUCCCCUUCCCAACACCACCUGAUGUGGAGGCAGUCCAUGCUGCAGAGCAGCUCUUGGUCCAGUUGGGGGCGCUGCAGCAUACGGCAAAACCUAAGGACCCAAAGGCAGCUCCGUCUCCUGUCAUCACCCCCCUCGGCCGUGCCAUGGCUCGAUUCCCCGUGUCUCCUCGCUUCUCCAAGAUGCUGGCGCUGGGCGAGCAGCACGGCUUGCUCCCAUAUGUCAUCAGUAUUGUAGCUGCCCUGACUGUCCAGGAAAUCUUCCUCUCGGGUGGCGGACCUGCAGGGAGGGCAGAGGAACAGCAGGAACAGCAGGAACAGCACGCCCACAGCAGCAUCGCUCAGCUGAAGAACACGUGGGCGGGGCAGGGGCAGUCCCUCCUGCUGGGUGACAUCAUGGUGCUCCUGCGUGCUGUGGGAGCAUGUGAGUUUGCUGGCUGCACCAACAAGUUCUGUGAGGACAAUGGACUGAGAUAUAAGGCAAUGACUGAGAUCCGAAGCCUGCGCACACUGCUGACUAAUGCCAUCAACACAGUGUGUCCAGGAGCUAAGGUGCACAUAGACCCAAACAUGAGACCCCCCACAGAGCUGCAGGCAAAGCUACUGAGACAGAUCAUGCUAUCAGGGUUAGGGGACCGAAUCGCCCGCCGAGUUCCCACAGACCAGAUCUCGGACAAGAGCCAUAAAUUUGCAUAUCAAUCCACCUCCAUGGAGGAGUAUGUCUUCAUCCAUCCCUCCUCCGUUCUGACCAAAACUCGCCCAGAGUAUGUCAUAUUUCAUGAGAUCAUCGAAGCAAGGAAGCCUUACAUGCACUGUGUAGCAGCCGUGGAGCCGGAGUGGAUUCCGUUAUUGGUGCCUAACUUGUGCACGUUUUCUGAGCCGGUGCAAGAUGUGCCGCCAACAUAUGAUAGUGACACAGGUCGGGUCAGAUGUCACCGCACCAGCACGUUCUCCAGACUGGGGUGGCAGAUGCCAUCUGUGGAGGGAGACUAUCCAGAGGGACUGGACAGAUACAAAUGGUUUGCAAAGUUUCUCCUAGAGGGAGCUGUGUUCCCAGAGCUGAAGAGGAUGACACCACUCCUGCUGUCUCCCCCUGCCAUCAUGGUCAAGCCCUGGGCCAACCUGCAGCCUCGCACACAGACACUCCUGAAGGCACUGGUGUCGUCAGAAGCAGACAAUAGAGAUAGCCUACAGAAGGCUUGGGAGAAGAACAACAAGUUUCUGCUGUCAGCAUUUGCAGAGUGGGUGCCACAGAGUAUACUCCCAAACCUGACAGAGAUGUGGCCUCCUGUAUAGACUGCCUGCCUGCCUAAAGCUAAGGGCACAACCCGCCGUGCAUGCAAUUUGUCCGUGUUUUUUUUGGGGGGGGGGACGAAUCCGCAGGCCGAUGGCACACAAAGUUUUGCCUGUGCCGUGUCUGCGUGCUCCAAAAUCUGUCGGUUUCCCUAAGAGUUCGUACGGAGGUGGUACUUUCCACAUCCCAAAAGAUUGCCCACAUUUUGGCACGUAGACAGCAUGUAUUUGCGUGUACGGUGGGUUGUGCCCUUAUAGCUUAAGUGCUGUAUAGCAUUAUGAUUUCAUUACAGAUUUUAUCUAAGACUUGAAACACCCACCUGGAUUUGUUGGAAAGUUUUUGAUAUUCCAGAAGAAAAUGUAAACAAUAAUUUGGUAACUUAAAAAAAAGAUCUCUUCUGAACACUUAGAAAUUACAAAAAGAAAUUAACUAUUUCCAGGCCUGCGUGUAUCUACAUGUGUAGGUGAUAUGUUAUUAAGUCAGAAGAUGUCAACAGAUUAACGUCAUUAUUAUUUGAAUGAGAGUGAAUCCAAUGUUACUUCAGUGAUAAGUCAUUAAAAGAAUGUCAUCAUCUAAACUCUUUCCAUUGAUAUCUUAAAUCGUUAAGAAAAACUAUAUAUAUUUUGAGAUGUAUAGUUGUCAUCUGACCACAUAUUAUGCUCACAAUUACUGUAAGUAUAGUAGGUUCCUAUUGUAUGCUAGUACUAUGAAUGGAUUGGCAGGUUUUCAAUGAAAUGGAUUUUAGUUUGUAAAUAUUGCCUGUGAAUAUUAAUACUAUUGAAGAAGGUGUGACAUUUACAACAUUGCAACAACAUUAUGGCUGAAAAAUAAGGGUAUUCUAUGACUAUUUCAUUCGGUGAUAAUAAGAUUAUCAAUCUAAACUAGAAAGACUGAUAUUUGCUUUUGAGCAAACUCAGCAUAUAUCAACCUUUGGUGUAAAAAUACCCCGAAAUCAUUUGGUAGGAAUGUUAGAUUAUUUAGAAUGGUUUAGUCCCCCCCCUCACCGAUGGAACAGUCGACGCAUGCGGACUGGGGCUUUGGGGGUACUCCGGUAUGAGACCGUAAGAGUGAAUACAACUUGCCAUCGAGUGACCUACGUCUGUGUGGAAAUGUGUGAUUAUUCCCUAGUAUAAGAGGGAGUUGGAGCCAGGUUAACAGGAAUACCAUAGCACAGGAGACAAAAAUAUUCCUGGUCUUGGUCUUGACAUAUGCACACCUAUACCAAAUUUCUGCUCCUCAGACCUGGCUUUCUGCACCAAAGCUGCCCCCAGUGCUGGGGUUCCCAGGCACCAUUGACACUAGGUACUAGGUACUAGUUUGAUAUUGCUUAUUUUUUGUUACUUUGCUUUACAUUGAAGUUAUCUACAAUUUUUCAUAAGGGUUAGCAAUGGCAAUAAACACACUUUUUAAUUAAACGUUAAUAUUCUAUU